Messenger RNA from Hipposideros armiger (great roundleaf bat), 4283 nucleotides. RefSeq names its product follistatin like 5 (gene FSTL5). Gene Ontology annotation, cellular component: extracellular region. Gene Ontology annotation, biological process: regulation of BMP signaling pathway; multicellular organism development; cell differentiation. The transcript has 13 exons. NCBI's taxonomy places the organism in Eukaryota, Metazoa, Chordata, Mammalia, Chiroptera, Hipposideridae. Bases 1 to 2418 code for a protein of 805 amino acids. Gene Ontology annotation, molecular function: protein binding; calcium ion binding. The record is from RefSeq and is a predicted model, not a curated record.
AUGACCCAAUCAAUAUUUUAUUCUUUAUCCUCAGGAUUCCAGAUUCAGGAUGUCCCUUUGGGAUCUUGUGAAAAUAAAUACUGUGGCUUGGGAAGGCACUGUGUCAUCAGCAGAGAGACAGGGCAAGCGGAGUGUGCCUGCAUGACCCUUUGCAAACGACACUACAAACCUGUCUGUGGAUCUGACGGAGGAUUCUAUGAAAACCACUGCGAAGUGCACAGAACUGCUUGCCUGAAGAAACAGAAGAUCACCAUCGUUCACAAUGAAGACUGCUUCUUGAAAGGAGAUAACUGCAAGGCCACUGAAUACAGCAAGAUGAAAAGCAUGCUUUUAGAUUUACAAAAUCAAAAAUAUAUCACACAAGAAAAUGAAAACCCUAACGGUGAUGACAUAUCUCGGAAGAAGUUGUUGGUGGAUGAAAUGUUUAAAUAUUUUGAUGCCGACAGUAAUGGACUUAUAGAUAUUAAUGAACUAAUUCAGGUGAUAAAACAGGAAGAACUUGGCAAGGAUCUUUCAGACUGUACUUUGUAUGAUCUACUGAAGUACGAUGAUUUUGACUCUGACAAGCACCUGGCUCUUGAAGAAUUUUAUAGAGCAUUCCAGGUUAUCCAAUUGAGUCUGCCUGAAGAUCAGAAACUAAGCAUUACAGCAGCGACUGUGGGACAAAGUGCAGUUCUGAGUUGUGCCAUUCAGGGAGCGCUGAGACCUCCCAUCAUCUGGAAAAGGAACAAUAUCAUUCUAAAUAAUUUAGAUUUGGAAGACAUCAAUGACUUUGGAGAUGAUGGUUCUUUGUAUAUUACUAAAGUUACCACAACUCACAUGGGCAAUUACACCUGCUAUGCAGAUGGCUAUGAAAAAGUCUAUCAGACUCACAUCUUCCAAGUGAACGUCCCUCCAGUAAUCCGGGUGUAUCCAGAAAGUCAGGCUAGAGAACCUGGGGUCACUGCGAGUCUGAGGUGCCAUGCAGAGGGCAUACCAAACCCUCAGCUGGGCUGGCUGAAGAAUGGAAUCGAUAUUACACCAAAGCUGUCCAAACAACUCACACUUCAAGCAAAUGGCAGUGAGGUUCAUAUAAGCAAUGUGCGCUAUGAAGAUACAGGAGCAUACACUUGUAUCGCAAAGAAUGAAGCAGGGGUGGAUGAAGACAUCUCUUCUCUUUUUGUGGAAGACUCUGCUAGAAAGACCCUAGCUAACAUAUUAUGGAGAGAAGAAGGCCUAGGAAUUGGAAACAUGUUCUAUGUUUUCUAUGAAGAUGGAAUCAAAGUGAUACAACCCAUAGAAUGCGAAUUUCAGAGGCACAUCAAACCUAGUGAAAAGCUCCUUGGAUUUCAGGAUGAAGUCUGUCCCAAAGCUGGAGGAGAUGAAGUUCAGAGGUGUGUGUGGGCCUCAGCCGUUAAUGUCAAAGACAAGUUCAUUUAUGUUGCACAGCCAACUUUGGACAGAGUUCUAAUUGUUGAUGUACAGUCCCAAAAAGUCGUUCAGGCAGUAAGCACAGACCCGGUCCCGGUUAAAUUGCACUACGACAAAUCACAUGAUCAGGUCUGGGUGCUAAGCUGGGGUACCAUGGAAAAGACUUCUCCAACCCUACAGGUAAUAACCCUGGCCAGUGGGAACGUGCCACACCACACGAUCCACACCCAGCCGGUGGGAAAGCAGUUUGACCGAGUGGAUGACUUUUUCAUUCCCACUACAACACUCCUCAUCACCCACAUGAGGUUUGGAUUUAUUCUUCAUAAAGAUGAAGCUGCGCUACAAAAAAUUGAUCUUGAGACCAUGUCAUACAUCAAGACAAUUAACUUGAAGGACUAUAAGUGCGUCCCUCAAUCCUUGGCGUAUACUCACUUGGGAGGAUACUACUUUGUCGGCUGCAAGCCUGACAGCACUGGAGCCAUUCCACCCCAGCUCAUGGUGGACGGCGUAACCGACUCCGUCAUUGGAUUCAAUAGUGAUGUGACGGGCACUCCAUACGUCUCUCCAGAUGGGCACUAUCUUGUCAGCAUUAAUGACAUGAAAGGGCUUGUAAGGGUCCAGUACAUCACCAUCAGAGGAGAAAUACAGGAGGCUUUCGAUAUUCACACAAAUCUGCACAUAUCUGACCUGGCGUUUCAGCCAUCCUUUACUGAAGCCCACCAAUACAACAUCUAUGGCAGCUCAAGCACACAAACUGAUGUGCUCUUUGUGGAGCUCUCCUCUGGGAAGGUGAAGAUGAUCAAGAGCCUUAAGGAACCCCUCAAGGUAGAAGAAUGGCCUUGGAACCGGAAGAACAGGCAAAUCCAGGACAGUGGCUUGUUUGGUCAAUAUCUGAUGACACCUUCCAAGGACUCUCUCUUUAUACUAGAUGGACGACUCAAUAAGUUAAACUGUGAGAUCACUGAAGUUGAGAAAGGAAAUACAGUCAUUUGGGUUGGAGAUGCUUAGGAGCCCAUUUAGAUCAUGAUCGAAUGAAGAGUUUUCCAGUACAUUGCACUUAAUUCAUUGUUUAAAUUUACAGCUUAACUUUGUAAGUUUAUAUCCUAGUCAAACAUAAGUUACUUGGUUGGCCCAAAUAAAAUAGAUUUUUUGGGGGGCCAAGAAAUAUACAGUUAGUAACAUUGGUUGACUAGAAUAUUUUACCACAAUAUUUAAUAAGAAACUACAUUAAUCACAAGAAUCAAAUCUAAAAUUAUGUUUUAAGCCAACAAAAUAAGAAUUUAAAUACUUAAAAAUAACUCAACUGCAGGGAAUUUCAGAUGACUUUAAGCACCAUUUUAUUUUGAGGGUGGUUUAUCUAUAUUUUUUUUCUUUACCCUUUUUUUUGGUAUGCUUAAACCAGAAAUCAAAGGUAUUGUGGAACCUUAACAUUCUUAAUUCAAAAUGUCUUGUCCCAUCCACUGUUUAUAAUCUUUUGUGCCUUGAAGGGAAUGUCACAAGAGGAAAAGGAAGGCUAAAAGCUGCAUACUGAACACCCUCAUAGCUAUAAAUCUCUUGUCAUUUAAAAGACAAAGUUUAACAUCUCUUGCACUAAAUCCUGCCUUGAGUCAUUUUUUAACCCUCAACAAAAUAUCAUUUGAAGGCAUAAAUUGGUCUUAGGUUGUAUACAGGUGACAAACUCUCUUUGACACUCACUGUAUAAUCUGCAGCAUGCUAUGGAAAAUGGGAAGAAAGGGAGGAAAACUAAUUAUGGUAAAAUGUUUGCAAUGUUUUCUGUAUGCAUUUUGCUUUCAAUCACUAAUGAGUGCAUUAUAUUUCUAAUGCAAGUUUGUCCGGGAUGUCAACUGCUUACAUAUGUUUAUUAUUAACAGAAUAAAUUGUUUUCCUUUCAUGUAGUCCAGUGUUGCAUCAGCAAGAACUCUCAUUUCUAAAAAAGAAGCAUUAUUUGUGUCUGCUUAGAGUAAACUGUAUACAAGGAAAUUAACACCAGGGAGAACAAAACUGGCUAGAGAAUUGGUGAGUAUUAGUGUUUUAGGAGAAUUAGGGUAGAGAAAUUGGGAAUUAGAGGCAUAGCUCCACAGUGGUGAGUAAAGAUGUGUUUUACCAUUGCUUUUGCUAUUUAAAUGUGUAACCCAUUACAGGACUUUAUUCCUUAAUAACUUUCCUAAAUGACUUCUGUUGAACUCCUACAUAAUCCUUAAAUAGCCCACUCACUAACUGUGGGCUGUAGUUUGAAACCUAACUAAUCCUCUUAUUUGAGACACAACAUACAAGUAAAAAUUAUUGCUUUUUUUUUUUUUGAGGGCAAAGAAAAGGCCAGUAGAAGCGGAUUAAAUCUAGAGACUUGGUUUAUUGAAAUAAGCAGAUAAUUACCCAGGCUUAAAGUAAUAGCUUACAUGUUUUGAGAACCUUUUUAGUUAUUUUAGCUUUGUUACUGCUAAAAAAUGCUAAUGGGCUGUUGAAAUGACCUCCAUGUACUGAAGGUAAUCCAAUAAGGUCUUUUUUAAACUCAAAUUUUACUCAAGCUUAAAUUGUGUAAAACUGCUUAGAAACCUGAAAUUUUAUAGUGUGUAAUAUCUUACGUGUAUAUAGCAUUCUGAACUGUGUGAUACACUAGAUCUCUUCUUAGCUUAAGGAAACAUUAUGGGAGGUAGAUUUAAUAAACAACAACAAUCAGCUUAUGUUUCCACUUAUCUGCUUUCCUUUUAGCAAUUUACUCCCUUGUUAACACGAACCAUAUAAAGUGUCUGUGACCUGGUUGAAUGUAAGUCCGUCUCAUACAUCUUUCUUUGGUAGCUUACACCAUGUGGAUGCUUUGUCUGUAGACAUUGCUUGAUAAAAGGAGAAUAAACUUCUUACAUUUUAACCUUUGA